Molecule: messenger RNA, 2107 nt
Organism: Antechinus flavipes (yellow-footed antechinus)
Lineage: Eukaryota; Metazoa; Chordata; Mammalia; Dasyuromorphia; Dasyuridae
Gene: AFM
Product: afamin
Exons: 15
Coding region: 1-1839 (612 amino acids)
Biological process (GO): protein transport within extracellular region; vitamin transport
Cellular component (GO): blood microparticle; cytoplasm
Molecular function (GO): zinc ion binding; fatty acid binding; vitamin E binding
Source: RefSeq, a predicted model, not a curated record
AUGAAAGUCAACAUCAGAACCAUGAUGUCAAUAAAGUCCAUUGGUGCUGUCAUUUUGUUAUUUUUUUUGGCAGAAUCUGUAACACUGCCUGAAGUAUCUCAGCAGGAAGACAGAAAUGCCACACAGAAAUUUUUGGAGAACAACAUAAGAGAUGUGACCACUGUUGCAUUUGCUCAAUAUAUUCAAGAAGCCACAUAUGAAGAAAUCACUGAAUUGGUCAAACAGAUGAUCCACUAUACUGACAAAUGCAUGGCCAACAUGGAGCUACCUGAGUGUUCACGGUUAGCAAACUAUGUAAUUCAGGACAAAAUGUGUGGGGUAAAGGAACUUUCCGAAAAGUACGGAUUUUCAGAGUGUUGUACAGAAGAUACUUCCAAGAGACGACUGUGUUUCUUUGAACGCAAAAGGACUGAUGUCAGUUUUCUGACUCCUUUCCAAAUCCCCGAUCCAGAGAAGGGGUGCCAGGAGUAUGAAGCUGACCAAGAGACUUUUCUAAAUCACUAUGUCUAUGAAAUAUCCAGACGGAACCCAUUUACCUUUGCCCCCACACUCUUGGCUCUAGCUGCUCGCUACAAAGAAGUCAGCAGCAGCUGUUGCAAAGAAGAAAACAAACAUGAAUGCUUUCGCAUAAAGGCGACACCCAUCACAAAUGAUUUAAAAGAAAUCUCUGCUAAUCAGCAAAACAUCUGUGGGGUACUGAGAAAAUUUGGACCCAAAGGCGUGAAAUUUCAGAAAGUUGUGGAAAUCAGCCAAAAAUUUCCCAAGAUUGACUUUAACUUACUUAACAAACUCCUGGAAGAUAUUCCUAACAUGCUUGAUGGGUGUUGCGAAGGAGAUGUAGUUCACUGUUUCCGACUCAAGGCCAAGAUUAUAAACCAUAUCUGUUCAAGACCAGACUCUCUCUCCAGCAAAAUUAGAGACUGUUGUCAACUCACAAUACCUGAAAGGGGUGAAUGUAUCAUCAUUCACUCAGAAAAUGAUGAUAAACCCAAGGAUUUAUCUCCAAUAGCAGAGAGAUUUAUAGAAGGAGAUGAUGUUUGCCAACGUCUGCAUGAAGACAAAGAAAACUUCCUGAUUGAGUUUCUGCAUGAAUAUUCAAGACGACAUGUAGAGUUACCUCAUUCGGUGCUGUUAAGUAUAGCUGUGAUAUAUGAAGAACUGCUGGAAAAAUGCUGCAAAACUGACAACCCCAAGGAAUGCUAUAGCCAUGGGGAAGAAGAAUUCCUAAAUAUAACAAUGAAAACCUAUGCCAUUUCAAAACUGCAGUGUGACUAUUUCCAGAAACUAGGUGAAGAAGGCUUCCUCACUCAGUGCCUUCUUUUCCUCACCAAAAAAGCACCACAACUCUCAUCACAAGAGCUCAUUUCUCACAGUCAGAAACUUGCUUCCUCUUUCUCUAAGUGCUGUUCCCUGGAGAAAAAGCAACAAUUUGCCUGUGUUGACAAUCAGGCAGGCCUAGUUCUUGGAGAGCUUUGUGGAAUAAAUAAAAAUCGAACCAUAAACCCAAGUGUGGAUAAUUGCUGUGCAUCUUCACCUGCAUUCAGACCACUGUGUUUUAAUGAUCUGCCAGCAGAUGAAACACAUACUCCUACAACGUUCCUCCCUGAGGUGUUCACUUUUAAUAUCUCUUUGUGCCAGGAAAUGGAGCUACAGAAGAGACGAGAGCUAACUGUGAACCUUGUGCGACAGAAGCCUCUUUUGGAAAUGCAGCAAGUGAUGCAACUGCUUUCAGAUUUUUCCACACUGAUAAGUUGCUGUGAAACAGAGGAAAAGGAGACCUGCUUCAAGGAAGAGCAUUCAAAAUUAUACAAUAAAAUUGAGGCCAUCUUGGGAUCAUAAAAUACCAAAGAUUGCUGGGAGAAAGGAAUGAAGAUUACUUAUCAUUGCUUUUUUGAGGCAAACAAUUUUAUGAAAAAGACAGAAGAUUUAUCUGAAACAUUUACUUGUGCUUCAAGCUACACAGAAUGACUAAGUUCUGUUUAUUAGUGGCUGACAAACGACUUAGAGUAAUAUUAAUUGCUUAAUCAUAGGAUUAAAAUAUAUCUAUGAUUGGUCUGCUCUCAUAUUUACAGAACAACAGUGACAAUAAAAACGAAAGUUGCUUAUA